AUGACAGAAAAGCCACUGAAGUGAUAAGAAAGCGACGAGAAGCAAAAGAAGACCGCAGAAGACGCCUGCUGGUGCCCGCUGCCGGCUCGUGGACGUGGACGUGGACGCUCCGUGCUUACACGGCUUCUGCUUGGGCAAGCUAACAACACUAGUUAACUCACAACUCGCCUUACCCGCCCUAUCUAUACCCACCCUCGAUAACUUCAUUUCCCUGGCAUCGCCCUGGAACGUCUCGCGACAUAGCUAGCGAGAAAGAAAAAUAAACAGUAAAAGGAAGACUGGCUGCUAGCCUGGGAGCGACAACCGUUAAUCGACAGCGUUUGUUCUCUCACUUGGCCGUCUCAUCUCGUCGGCUCCAGCCUUUGGUACAACAACCCUUGCGAUUUCCCUCGAAACCCAACGCACGCCCGCCCUUCAACCACGAGAGCCCACAGCUACGACGUCCACCAUCUAUAUCUCCCUUCUGUGUUUCCUCAAAACACUUUCAGAAAGUGUCCUACUGAGUGCUGGGUCUGCACUGGCUAACAGCUGAGGCUUGGCGAGCCGUGUUAUAUCGACGUUCCAAUACCGCUUGGACGGUGCCCCCAUUAGCGUCGAAGACAUCAGUCGACGACGAGUGGUCAAACAAGACAAUACGAUUGCGCAGCAAUGGCCUUUGCCGACGCCUAUCCAGGCGACUCGGACGCAGACGAUGAGUAUGAACGAAGUGUAGUGAUAUCACCCCACCUUGCCGAGGACUCCGAGGCCUCUCCUACAGACUCCGAAGGCCCUUCGACUGAGAACACCCCUACAUACGGGAAGACGGAUGAUCGUAUCUCGCCCAAGACUGUCAUAACCGAUUGGACGGCGGAGGAAUGCGCCAAGUUCGUCGGGAGCCUGGGUCUGCUGCAGUACCGUGAAGCGUUUCUAGGUAUGUACUGAGACCAAUUUCGACUGUCUGGAAGGGACAAAGAGCUAACAACUUAUUGUUUUAACGUGCCAUUAUAGAAAACGAAAUAGUCGGAGAGGCCCUCAUAGCUCUAAAACAUGAUGAACUAAAGGAACUCGGGAUAUCCAGUGUCGGGCAUCGAUUGACCAUCCUAAAAAAUGUAUACGAAGCCAAAGUGAAGCAAGGCAUACCCAUCGACCCUGACCAUUAUGUCCCUUUAUCGGCGGAUAAGAGCAGCACAAAAGAUGCAGCUACUCAAGAUGACAUUGCUCUCCUCAUACAAUCCAUCAGACGACGAGACGACAGACUCAUGGCCGCGGAAGCCGAGCUACGAAAACUCGCAGAUGACUACCGAAGACUUCGUGAAGAAUUGCUGCCAGUCUUUAAGGUCGCAAAGGAUAAAUCAGCGCCCUUACCGUAUCAACCCCCUUCGACAGUAUCCUACGGUGGAUCCACCGCCGCCCUAUCGGAAUCAUAUACCCACGACCCUGCUACUUCACCUUCAUUCCUCGGCCAAGAGAAAGCUGGCAGUGGCCUCACUCGAACAAUAUCUAGAAAGCUUUUUGCCGGCGGUUCGACUCCAAAAACCAACUCUCCUACUCACAUACCACAGGCUAUACCUGAAGGAAGGGCAUUUGCAGACUCAUCUACCCUUGAUCCUUCGGCAGCUGCUAUGGCAGCAUCUUCUCAUCUCACAGCCUCCAUGACAGGUGGCCAGCCUUCACCUAAGGGCAUGCCAUCACCCACUUCUCCGAACAGUUUCUACACUCAACAAACUCUUGCAUCACGGUCGUAUUCUCGCGACCCUCCAUCCUCCACCAACAACCGUACAGCUUACGAUCAUCCUGAAGACCCACAAGGACAACAAAGACAAGAUCGGUCCGGUAACAGCCAAACCUCAAACUCCUCAAGUCGGCAAGACCAUCCUGCCAUAUCUACUUCCAGGAAUGGGGGAUCAGGUGGCGGGAAUCAAUCAUCUAACAACACGCAAAAUUCUUCAGACUCAGGGCCCAGUGUCGAAAUAUUCAAAUCCUUCCGUGUCUCAAUGGACGAUCCUUGUUAUAAAGUGCUUCCGGCUGCUCUUAAAAAAUAUAACAUCCAUGAAGACUGGCGGCUAUAUGCCCUGUAUAUUGUCUACGGCGACCAAGAACGAUGCCUAGCGCUCGAAGAAAAGCCACUCAUUUUAUUCAAACAGCUUGAUAAAGACGGACGGAAACCAAUGUUUAUGCUUCGACGGCAGACACAGAUGGUAGACGGGCAGGUCCCAGGUAUAUAUACCAGCAGCGGAACUACAAUUGGCUUCCCUCCCAGCAGCAGUGCCUUUGACCCUGGUACGAAUAACAACACAUCCAUCACUCUAGGUGGGCUACCCUCGGGAGGUUCCAGUGGCCAACCAAGCGCCAGUUUAAGAUCUCAACCUCCACAACAAAAUUCCAUACAAUUGCCCGGCGGAGUUUUAUAGGAAAAUGUCGGUUUGGAUCGGUUAUGGAUUGCACCAAAAACAACAUGGUAUAACUACUCUUCCUGCAUUGCGUAGUCGAAGGGUAAACAGCGGGUUUCUUAUCUACUUCAUUAGCUUCUUUCUUUAAAUUUCUGACUACUUUUUCCCCUUUGUGAUAUCCCUCGACCAGCCCAUUUGGUUCGGUGUCAUCUAUAUACUUCUUCGAUAACAAUAUUAUCAUUUUUAAUAUCAUUUAGGUAGUUCUAUCUGAAGAUAAAUCAUGGUAAUUUUUGAUUAUCUACUCUCUUCGACUAAAUCGAGAAAGCAUAACAAUCUUCAUUGCUGCUGGGGCCAACUAAGGCUCCCUCUAUUAAUGCGCAUACCUAACAACCGCAAUAUAUAGACCAAUCAGUGCCCAUAGGGUAAAUGAAAUAGGGACAUCAAAGACGCUCGUAACAAACAGCAGCACAGCGCUAUUUAGUCUAGUUAUAACUAGUAGGUGUCCAUGGACACACAAACUGAUGUAAAAUAAAACGAGUAAAUCAAAAGACAAAAACGACAGAAAGAAUGGAAAAGGAGGGGAAAAUAAAACGGAAAGAAAAGACAGAGAGAGCAGAAGCGCAAGCAAGAUGGGAAAACAGAUGGGGAUAGACGAUUACAUCGUGGUUAAGCGAUGCUAGGUUAUUCAGCGACCUAUCUCACCUCCCCACGAGAUCUUGGAUUUGGAACCGUUUCUAGGAGUGUUUUCGCGGCCGUUGUUUCCAUUGCCAUUGCCAGCCCCUUCGUUGAUGCUUUGGCCCGCAGAGUCAGGAGCGUUGCCGUUAUCAAAGAGAGGGUUGCUCUCAGGAGCAUAAACGGGUGGAGGAGAAGAAGGUAGGUCCGGCGAGGUAACACCAGUGGACGGCGAGAAAUUAGCCUGCACGGGAGACUUUCUCUUUGCCGGUUUGGUUCCGUCUGCAAAUUGGACCUUUCCCUUGACUACACGAGGCUCUCCAUCGUCCUCGCUGUCGGAUUCACGUUGCAUUGACGGGCUGCGGUAUUCACCGAGAGCGGCAAGACGACGUUUCCGUUCCGCGGG
Trichophyton rubrum CBS 118892 is the source of this 3447-nucleotide messenger RNA. RefSeq lists its product as uncharacterized. The coding region runs from base 1239 to 2390 and encodes 383 amino acids. Gene Ontology annotation, biological process: signal transduction. Lineage: Eukaryota; Fungi; Ascomycota; Eurotiomycetes; Onygenales; Arthrodermataceae. Gene Ontology annotation, molecular function: protein binding. The transcript is spliced from 2 exons. The record is from RefSeq and is a predicted model, not a curated record.